AUGGCUCCGCACCACGAAGAGCACUACCACCCCAAGGAUGCGAUCGCGGCAUCGAUGAAGACCACUAUGCUCACUGGUGGAGCGGGUCUUUUCGCCUCGGCCGUCCAGAACACCCUCACCAGACAGAACGUCGGCCCGCUGGGCGUGUUCAUCCGGAGCGGUGGUACCGUCGGUAUCUUCGCCGCCAUGGGAGGUACCUACGAAUUCGUGAAGACCGCAUCCGCCAACCUUCGUGAGAAGGAAGACCACUGGAACGUCGCUCUGGGAGGUUUCUUCUCCGGCGCCAUCCUGGGUCUCCGAGCUCGCACAUUCCCCGCCCUCCUGGGCUACGGCGUCGCUCUGGCCACCGCCACGGGCGCUUUCGAAUACACCGGUGGAUCGUUGUUCGGCCACAAGAAGAACACCGAUAUCGACGAGUUUGAGCGUCGGGAACAGCUCCGGAAGACAUACAGAAUCCCCGCAGAGCAGACUCUUGCCGAAUUGGGCGAGGGACGAGGUAUCUAUGGCCCCGGAUACGCCGAGAGACGGGCGGAGAGAAUCAAGGAGGCAUACGGUAUCGAGGUUCCCACAACGGCUCCGGCAUCAUGA
This is a messenger RNA of Aspergillus tubingensis, 588 nucleotides long. Its product is annotated as NADH-ubiquinone oxidoreductase 213 kDa subunit. The record is from RefSeq and is a predicted model, not a curated record. Bases 1 to 588 code for a protein of 195 amino acids. NCBI's taxonomy places the organism in Eukaryota, Fungi, Ascomycota, Eurotiomycetes, Eurotiales, Aspergillaceae. The transcript has 4 exons. Gene Ontology annotation, biological process: mitochondrial respiratory chain complex I assembly.